Messenger RNA from Sus scrofa (pig), 1066 nucleotides. It is a transcript of the gene TRIM69, whose product is annotated as tripartite motif containing 69. Gene Ontology annotation, molecular function: protein binding. The record is from RefSeq and is a predicted model, not a curated record. Lineage: Eukaryota; Metazoa; Chordata; Mammalia; Artiodactyla; Suidae.
GAAUGUUGACAGCCAUUUGUAUGCUAUUUCCUGUUACGGUAUUUCCCAAGUUGUGUGAGUAUUGGGGGUGUGGGCCCCCAUCCCUAAGUGCUAGUAUCAGUAAUUACCAUGGUGAUGAUCAUGGAGGUUUCCAGGAAAACAAGCUACAUCUGCAGCAACACAUCUCCCUGGAGUUUCUAAAGCUGCAUCAGUUCCUGCACAGCAAAGAAAAGGACAUUUUAAAUGAGCUCCGAGAAGAGGGGAAAGCCUUGAAUGAGGAGAUGGAACUGAAUCUAAGCCACAUUCAGGAACAGUGUCUCCUAGCCAAGGAGAUGUUGGUGAGCAUCCAGGCACGCAUGGAACAGCAGAACUCCUUCGACUUUCUCAAAGACAUCACGCCUCUCUUGGAUAGCUUGGACCAAGGAAUGAGGGUGCUGACACCCAGAGAACUUAUCUCCAGAAAGCUGAACCUAGGCCUAUUCAAAGGUCCCAUCCAAUACAUGAUGUGGAGGGAAAUGCAGUCCACUCUUUCUCCAGGCCUGUCUCCAUUAACACUGGACCCUAAAACUGCUCACCCAAAUCUCGUGCUCUCCAAAAACCGAACCAGUGUGUGGCAUGGUGACAUUAAGCAGGUAAUGCCUGAUGAUCCAGAGAGGUUUGACUCAAGUGUGGCUGUGCUGGGCUCUAAAGGCUUCACAUCUGGAAAAUGGUACUGGGAAGUAGAAGUAGCAAAGAAGACAAAAUGGACAGUUGGAGUUGUCAGAGAAUCCAUUCUUCGGAAGGGCAGCUGUCCUCUAACUCCUGAGCAAGGAUUCUGGCUUUUACGACUAAGGAACCAAACUGAUCUAAAGGCUCUAGAUUUGCCUUCUUGCAGUCUGAAACUGAAUAACAACCUCAACAAGGUGGGCAUAUACCUGGAUUAUGAGGGAGGGCAAGUAUCCUUCUACAAUGCUAAAACUAUGAACCACAUUUACACCUUCAGUAGCACUUUCAUGGAGAAACUUUAUCCCUACUUCUGUCCUUGCCUUAAUGAUGGCGGAGAGAAUAAAGAACCAUUGCAUAUCGUACAUCCACAGUAAUUUGUCAU